UGAACAGAGGAUCUGUGGAUGUCUGUGUGUGCCGAUCGAGAAGCAGGUGGACGCAGUUGACUGAGUUCGAGAUACAAGACAAGAGGAAAGAAGUCGCACAUUCGUAGCCACGAUGCCAGAAAGUUUUAACGACACGUAUGAAACAGUACAGAGAAACUAUGACAGCGUUCGAAGCAUUUCUUCAUUAAGGAGCUUUCUGCAGAAACUACUUCAACCUAUUAGACCUGCUGGUCGUUGGUGUGUCUCUGGUCUCUUUCGGCAUUCACACGUGGUCCAGUGCAUGUUUGUGGCCAUCAGGACCAUCUGCAACAUCAUGACCAUCACCACGCUGCUGCAGUUCAUGUUUGCUUGUAUCGGAGUGCAGCUCUUUAAGGGGAAAUUUUAUCGAUGCACAGAUGAGGCAAAGUCCAGCCCAGAGGAGUGCAAAGGUACCUACAUUCUCUACAACAACAGAGACACUGCGCUGCCCAUGGUGAAGGAGAGGAUCUGGUACAACAGUGACUUCAACUUUGACAACGUCCUCAUGGCCAUGAUGGCUGUCUUUACUGUGUCCACCUUUGAAGGAUGGCCCACUCUGUUGUACAAGGCCAUCAACUCUAACAGAGAGAAUCUGGGUCCCAUCUACAACUACCGCAUAGAGACUUUCUUACAUUCUAAGAUGUAGUUUAACUACUUAGAACAACUAACUCAACUUGUGAAUGAUUUCAAUUUCCUCCUUGCACUGGUGCGGUCUUCUUGGAUUUUUCUGUUUGCAUGCCUCAGUUCUGCUCCAAUUCGGCACAUAAUGUAUUUCUUUACAAUUUUUUCUUGCAGACUGAAGGCAUGUUCUGGGUGAGCUGCAAUAAGGGUGGAGAAUACCUCGGAGUCUUCCACUUGCUGCCUCAGAGUCUUGCAGAGGCUGCCCUCUUUCCAGGAAGGUGCUGGAGUCGCCAAUAGCUGCAGCAUAGCUGUGGUCAACGUGGUUGACAUGAACCAGCAACUCUUCACAUCUGCUGCAGGAGUAGAUCAUUGGGUCCACCUUCACCUGUCUGAUGAGCCAGCCAGAGAUGUAGGUUAAGACCUCUUCCUGGAUGCAGUCUGACAUCACUGUCUCUGCAGUCAUUACCUCCAUCACCACCAUCUCCUCUGUGAGGUUUUCAUUGUCUGUAUCAUGCUUCAUGUAACAUAUUAAUUAGCAUGAGUUACACCAAUUGAUGAUUGUUCUUAAUGUAUUGUUAGUCCUUGACACUCUUAAUACACAGGCAACUUUUUGUUGAUACCCACCUGUGAGGUAGAUGAUGUUGUGGGGUUCAAGUGACCAUGGUUAGGUCUGCUCUGUGCAUUGCCAAGCAAAGAAGACCCAUUGUCAGCUUGACAGUUGCUCCCCAUGGUGUUGGUCAGCCUAGUAAUGGAGGCACUUUUGAGUGCUGUGGCGAACUCCCGGCUUGUCGGGUUAAACCUGUGUCCACCCUUGCCCCGGAUCACAGAGAACAGAUUCUUUUGGGGGAUAUCAUAAGAAGGCUUAUUAGAGGAUAUAAGAUUAAUUAUGUGGUUCCAUUAUUUUACUAUGUUAUGUAUGUAUGUAUGUAUUUAUGUAUUAAUAACCUCAAGGCAGUCUUGGUUCAAUUUGGCAGUACACAGGAAUUUCAGGUGUUCCAGUUCCUGCCCCAGCUGCUGGACAAUCCGGAUGACACUGCGGAUUGUCAGGAUGAAACCUCGCUUGCAAGGAGGAGUGAAUCUGGGCCUGUAUUAAUGUAACAUUACAGAGAACUUGAUGAUGACUGAUGCAGGAGCUGGCUAACUGGGAGCGUUUUAUUAUGAUCCACAGUCUUUUCGUUACUUUAGUUCAACACCGAGUCAUAAAGAUGAAACAGUUUUGAUGUCUCAGAUUUUGAUGGUGAUGAUGAUGAUUAUUAUGUAAAACCAGACCAUAAUCUUACCAUUUUAUUUGGCUAUUUAUUUUAAUGCACACGGUUACUCUACAAUUCUUUUUUUCUUUUCUUUUUUUAAACCACAUCAUAUGCUCUAACCAACCUGAAGGUCCAAGAUGAGAUCCAUUGAUGACUGUCCAUGAGGAUCUUCAUCUGUUCACCACUUCUUGGUCCCAGAGGCCGGCGCCAUGGAUUUGUGUCAGAACAGCUUCUGAGAAGUAAAGGUUUGCUAGUGAAUCUUGAUAAUCAAAAUUUCACCUACACUGAUUUUCCGAAUCAAUGCAAAAAACCCCAAAAAACUAUGAUGAUCCGUAGGCAUUUCAAAUGGGAGUCAUAAACAUUAAUACCUUGAAUUAAGGAUGUCAAACAGCCUGUUCAUUUCCUCAAAGAAGUCUGCUGUAGCACGCGCCUCACAUGGCAGCCUUUUUAGGUCUAUCAGUGUCUUCAUCCCUAUAUGAUUGGAUGAUUAUUUUUACAAGGGUGAGGAUCCAUCAUUUAAAAUGUAAGAAUACUUGCUUCACAGGCAAAAUAAUUUGAUUAAAAAAAAGAGAUUGAAUUGUGAAAAUGUAUGCAAAAAUUUCUCAUCUUGACUCAUUGUUUUGUACAUUUUUUUAAGUUCCAUUAAUCUUUGUAAAAUAAAAAUCAAAAAAGAAUAGUUGCUCACCAGCUGCCACAGUGUGACGGAACACUUGAGUUGCAAGUCUAACUCGCAUGUUUAUAAAAGGUGGCAGAGUAACAUGCUUUGCAGUGAUCUUUGGAGCCAUGCGGAUGGAGUUUUGCGUGUCCAGUUAAUAAAACAUUUCCAGGUGUUUCCACUGGGCAUGUUUCUCUCCUACCUGUGGUAUAAGAAGAUAGGUGAUGUGAAACACAUGUUUUGAGACUGUUCUUGUGUUUAUAGAGAGAUUGGACCAGAUGAAGACAUCAAGUAUGGUAAAUGAGUUUUUAUAAUGAAACUAACCUUCAGGCCAUGCUUUUUAAGGUUGUUACAGACAGACUUGACAAGAUGAGGCACAUCAAAAAUCAGUGGAAUUUUCUGCCCAUGCACUAAUAUGCAGUGUGCCACAUCUGUACUGUCCAUUAUGUCUAGGCUGGCUCCUAACAGCUUAAGUGUCUUGAUGUUUGAAGAUGAUUGGUCACAGACCACAGAAAUAACCUUUUGUGAGAGAUAGACUGUACAUGUUAACACAACCUCAAUUUCAUUUAAGUAUUAACACAGUAUUUAUUUAACUGGAUUUUAUUCAGACUUACUGUGAAACCAAUCUUGCUUAGGCACCUUACAGCCUCUGACAGUCUGUCUGCUGUCUCUUGUGCAGGGAGACUAUCUUUGGCCAGGAAAUAUCCUAUGGCCUGCAGUGAGCAGAUGAAAAUGUGUUUUCUUUCAUUUGUCCUGAAGACAAAAUAAUCAUUCCAUAAUAUCAGACCACCAGGGUGUAAAAUUAACUCCAGACACCAUCUAAUAGUUAUAAAAGGUUGAGUUUACCGGAUACAUAAGAGGCUACCCAUAAGUGCCAGGUAAAUAAUUGGAUAUCAUCAUAGCUUUUUAAUGUGUGCCUGUUAAAAAACAUUUUUGGCAGUUAAAUUUUAUGAGUUUAACAGCCAUUGACAGAUCAGUCAAUAAGUUAAUUUUACACCGUGCAAAUCAUAUGUAUCAUUCCUAUCAUAGGACCAACAAAACUAUAUCCUGUAACUGUAAUAUUGAUUUGCUCAAAGCAGAAUAGCAUCAAACUAAUAAACGUAAAUUCACUUGCUUCCAUUUUGAGGCCACACCUCGAGCCAUCAAUGCCAUAACUUGGUUAGCCACUUGGCCUUUAGGCGUGAGGCCAUCUAUCCUGUCCAAUGUCAUUUAAAUCCAGAUGUUUUUUAAUGGCCAUCUCAUCAAAAACUAAUGAAACUGCCAGCUCAGAUGGCUUCAUUGUUUUUGCCAGUUGUUCCAUCUGUUUAAGUAUGGGAUCAAGGAAACCUGGCUGUAAAACAGAGGAGCAGUAGCCUGUUAGUGGAAUAGAUCUAAAAAAGUUAAAUUCAGCAAGGAUACAUUUUAUAUGUCAGCUGAUAACUAUAUCAGAAACAUGGUAAUGGUGCAGAAAGUCUAAUAUUGCAAUGUGUUAAGUAACUAUUACUGACAUGCAUUGUGUCCACCAUCUGGAUGCCCCAAUUUGAUGCCCUCUGUGUUGAACUGUGUUUUCUCAAAAAGUACAAAGGUGUUAAAAGAUCACUAUGACAUGAUGUGUGAGAUUCUGAAACUACUCUUACAUGAAAAUGUCCCAGAUUGGUGUUGAUGAAGUGUUGAAGAGCUGAUGGGGACAGAAGAAUAAAAUGCUUCCUCAACGUCCUGUAGGCAUUCGGGCUGUGGUGCAGAAUCUGUAGACUAAGGUUUUUUGUUGACCUUGGGAAUCGUCUUGCUCUCUGUUUUUGGGUGACCAUUUUGACUUGAUGUAGUAAAAACUCUGCAGUCUCAGAAGGCAGAAUUGUCAGGGCAUCUGAGAGUUUUUUCUUUUUCUCCUCAGCUCUAAGUCUUGGGAGAAUAAAAAAGGACUUUACUCUAAAGGGAAGGAGGAUAAGAUAAAAGCACACACACACACACAUACAUACAUACAUACAUACAUACACACACACAGUAGUUACAGGGUUCCUAAACAGUAUGGAAAAGCAUCAAAUUUGUAAUUUCCAGAUCUGGAUAAGUAUGGAUGCAAGAAAACAGACUGUGGAAAAAUGUGUUACUGGAGUAUUGCUGUAUUCUGUUUAAAAUCAAACCAAAGAAGAGAAAGGAAUAGAAGAUAGUGAAAAAAGAAAUACAGGCAAUAUGUUAUUUAUAUAAUGUGUCAUUUUAAUACAGUUUAUUUACAUAAAAAAAUUCAGUUAUUUGUACUCAGAUGUCAUAUAUGAUCUAAGAAAUCUACAGAGAAGUUUUGAAAUUUGAGUCUGGGAAAGUUUGGAAUUUUGAAAAGGAAAAUGUGUAGGAACCCUGUAGUUACACCUCAGCUAUACUGAAUGCAUACUUGGCUUUCAGUUCUUUAACUUGAGCUACCAAUCCCUUUCUCUGCAUCUUCUUGCUGGUCUUUUCUCUCUGAAGCUGAGCUUUCAUCCUUAUUUUCUCUUCACGCCCCCUCUCAAGUUGCUGCUCAAGCUGCAGUCUUUUCAACUGUUCCAGUUGGAGUUCUCCUGAAGCUGUAUAUAGUUUAUAUAUGUACAUGGAAUAACAAAUCAGAAUCUUAAAUUCAAUAUUAUUAUUUAUAUUCAUUAUCUGUAAUUAUCAUUAUGAGUCGGUCAUUUUUUACAACAUAAAUUACAAAAGGACUUGUUACAACUUACUUCAACUACUAUUUUUCACCUUACCUCAGCUACUGGGUCCUUGUAUACUUGUACCACCUUAUUCUCUUCUACUUGUUUUUCUCUCGCUGAUGUUCUGACCUCUCCUUAAAAAUAACAUACCUUAAACAUACUACCAUAUGUGUAAUAUUAUGGUUGAAAGGUGUUGCAUGAAUUGGUUGCUGAAACUAAGCAGUCAAUUUUACCUACCAGUGUUUUCUCUGUUUUGUAGAACACGUCUACCACCAGUUGAUGGUGGGGGAUUAGGGCAGUUAACUCUUGUUGGUAUGGCAUCGUCUGUCAGACGUUUUCUCUGUUGCUGCAAAAUGAAAUCUCAUUAGGACUCUUGUGUAGAAUUAUUCAUUGCACCAUAGAUAACUACAUUGAGUACAUCACCGCUUGACCCAGGGAGAGAAUUUCCUAUUCAUUCCUGUAAAAUCCUUAUUAAAACAUUUUGUUUUCUCAAUCCAAGCCAAUCAGGUCCGAGGUGAAUCAUUAGUUAUUUUGUUUGUUUUAUUGCUCAGAUUUAAAUGUCUUAUGUUCUCCCACAAUUCACCUAAAGCUGAUUGGCUUGGUUCCAGUGUGAUGCACCCAGUGCAGGUCAUUAUUCCCUCUCUCUCAUGGAUGACUGUAGAAUGUGGAGAUUUGUGUGAACUGUAGAAUUCAUGGAAAACUGAUUAAGUAAAGAGGCAGUAUGGCUGUACCGUUUGGUCAAUCAUGCAAGGUUCAAAGUGAACCUCACAAACUCCAUAACCCCAUUUUCUGAGGGUAUCUUGCGACAGCUGGAUCGAUGGGGGUGGGUGAGCAGGCGGGCGGUGGAGUUCUGGAUGUAUUGAAGUUUUUUGAGGACUUUGGAUGAUGAGCCACAGAGGAUGCUGUUGGAUGAAUGCAUGGAUGAGGAUUUCAGCAGCAGAGAAGGUAAGUGAGGGGCGGAGACGGGCGAUGCUCUUGAGGUGGAAGAAGGCAGUCCUGGUGAUCUCCUCAUGCAAUGUAAUCUAUCUUUCUAUGCACUUAAUUUGUCCCUGUGCUAUUGCGCAUAGACUGUGAUUUUACUUUGUGUUACUUACACAAACUUUUCUUAAUUAUUACGUAUGUAUUUUCUUCCAUUAUUGUAGUGUGUGUUUUGCUUUGUAUUGUGUUUUAUGUUACCUUUUGACAAGGUGUAUCUGUGUUCGCUAUGUAACAUCAACCUGCCAAGGGACUACGGAUGGAAAUUAGCCUAUGGCUACAACAGAACCUCUUUAUAUAUAAAUGUUUAUUAACAUUGUCCCUUUUUAAAUA
Epinephelus fuscoguttatus (brown-marbled grouper) is the source of this 6497-nucleotide messenger RNA. RefSeq names its product voltage-dependent L-type calcium channel subunit alpha-1D-like. Lineage: Eukaryota; Metazoa; Chordata; Actinopteri; Perciformes; Serranidae. The coding region runs from base 113 to 664 and encodes 183 amino acids. Gene Ontology annotation, molecular function: high voltage-gated calcium channel activity. The record is from RefSeq and is a predicted model, not a curated record. The transcript is spliced from 8 exons. Gene Ontology annotation, cellular component: membrane; voltage-gated calcium channel complex. Gene Ontology annotation, biological process: calcium ion import across plasma membrane.